AUGAUUGUGGAGAGUGUACGUGGACGAGAUGAGUUGUCCAAUUAUGUAGUUGAUUUCCACUUGUAUGGCUCAACGGUUACCGGUUUUGGUUCCAAGAACUCGGACUUGGAUGUUUUUAUGAAUAUUGAAGCAAAUAUUCAUUCUGAGUUGGCUGAGAAGGAUGAUAAAAAUGGUUGUUUGGAGAAGAUUAAGAAGAUUUUGCGACGCAGCUCAUAUUUUGAUGGUCACUAUCGAGAGGUGGUGUUUCUCGCAAAAGCCAAGGUACCAAUCAUUUCGAUGACCUUACUCGAGAAAUUCAAUCACAUCAAUGUGGACAUCAGUGCGAGUUCGCUUGAAGGAGUGCACAACUCGUAUUUAUUCAAGCACUACAAUAUGAUCGAUGAACGCUUUGCUCAACUCUAUCUUAUGGUAAAGGAAUGGGCGACGGUGAACGAUAUUUGCAACUCACAGGCUGGCUCGUUAAAUGGAUUCUGUUAUUGUUUGUUGGUGCUUCAUUUUCUCCAGAGUGGAGUCACUCCACCCAUUCUUCCGAAUCUUCAAAAAUUGUUCCCUGAAAAGUUUGCAAUGACGAGAAGGUUGGAUGAGUUGCAAAGGGAUACAGACGAAAAACUGGAUUUCGAUAGAGACUCUAUCAACGAGUCAACAAUUGGUGAGCUUUUCCUGGGAUUUUUCGAGUACUACAAGAAGUUUUCAUGGAAGACAAAAGGCAUUUCGAUACGACGAGGGGAAACUUUUUUAAGACCCAAUGAGAACAAGGACUAUGUUUAUGUGGAGAAUGUGUUCAGUGAAACGAAUGCGGCUCGAGUACUUCGAACUCACCGCAGCUUCAAGAUUUUUCUGUAUGCAAUUGAGAAGAUGGUGGAGAAUUUCUCAAAAACCGCAUCACUUGAUGACAUUUUAAAAAAGAUUGAAAUUCCAAAAGGCUUGAUGAGCCUCAAACAAUUGGAUAAAGAAAAUAUCAGGAUUCAAGGAAGAAAGAGAAAAAUCACCGCAAUCAGCGACUCUGCACUGAAACAAUUGGAGUUGAAGGACAACAAUGGGACCACUUCGCUGUAUAAGGACAAAUCAAACGUCUUCUACGUGAUUUAUCGCCCGACGAAAAAAGUGAUCAUCAAAAGUAUGCCGGAGGCUGAGGGGAAAAUCAUCGCCAAUCGACUAAAUCUUCUCUUUGCUGGACUGUACGAUGACCCAAUCCGACAAUUGCCUGACAACGAGCUGGAGCGAAUCGCUGUAUUUACUCUCAAAAAUCCGAGUUGGACUGAGAUCCAUUUGGCGGCGGCGCUCGGACUGACCCGAACGCUGAGCUUUCUCUUCGAAAGAGACGCUGUUGUGGUUGUGAACACGCCCACCGAGGACGGACUUUUACCGCUGCACAUUGCUUGCGAGUACAAUCAGUAUGAAGCGGCCAUGUUGUGCACAAAAGCCGGCGCUCAAGCUUCAAAAAUGAACGCUCGAGGGCAAACAGCGUACCAUUUAGCGGCAAAAAGUGGAGAUAUGAGAUUAAUGAAGACU
Molecule: messenger RNA, 1512 nt
Organism: Mesorhabditis belari
Lineage: Eukaryota; Metazoa; Nematoda; Chromadorea; Rhabditida; Rhabditidae
Source: the annotation of a GenBank genome assembly